Molecule: messenger RNA, 3862 nt
Organism: Neltuma alba
Lineage: Eukaryota; Viridiplantae; Streptophyta; Magnoliopsida; Fabales; Fabaceae
Exons: 15
Coding region: 365-3685 (1106 amino acids)
Molecular function (GO): phosphatidylinositol binding
Source: RefSeq, a predicted model, not a curated record
AAAAGUGCAAGAGAAACUAACCGAAGAAACUCUGACAAUUUGCUCAUAACCACCAUAUCCGUAUGAGCAUACGCAAUCUUAUUACCAACACAGAAACAAAAACCUAAUGCUCUUUGGCGUUGAAUCUCUUCGACUCUCAUUCUUCUUCUGCCUCUUCUAAUUCUUUGAUUUCCCUCUCUCUGAACUCCAAAUAUCUCGGUGUUCCUAAUCGAAUUGCUUACGAAAUAGCUACUCAUUGCACGAUCCUGUUCACGGGCGUGUUCAAUUUGCCUUCUACGGCAGUUGGUGAUGGGGCAGAGCCAAAAGUAGGGCAUCCGCAUUGAUUUGGUAUAAUAUUCUAUCGCGGAGUGAUAUAGGAUAGGAAAUGAGCACGCCGAAUCGGGCUACGGUGAGGGACCUUGUUGAUGAAGCGAAGAAACGGAUUGUCUUCCUGGUCAUAUGCGUCAUAGGACUGUCAUAUCUCAUGUCGUUGACAAGUUCCUCAGUUUGGGUCAACUUACCUGCUGCAGCCUCCUUAAUUAUUAUCCUCCGUUAUUUAUCACUUGAUUUUGAUAUGAAGAGAAAAGCUGCUGCAUACAACAAUAAGCCUGGCUCCACCGGUGAUCAGUCUUCAAAGAAACCUCCUGAAUUUUCUAAAGUUGUUACAAAGUCUGAUUGGAGAGUGAAAGUGAAUUCUCCUGUUGUUGAGGAGGCCAUAGACCACUUCACAAGACAUCUCGUUUCUGAGUGGGUGACAAACCUUUGGUAUUCUCGCUUGACACCAGAUAGAGAGGGUCCAGAGGAGUUAGUGCAAACAAUGAAUGAUGUUAUUGGGGAAAUAUCAGGACGUGUGAGGAAUAUAAAUCUAAUUGAUCUUUUGAUAAGGGAUCUUAUUCAUCUCAUAUGCACACAUUUGGAGCUGUAUCGUGUUACUCAAGCAAAGAUUGAAAAACAACUUUCAGGUUCAGUUACAUUUGAAGGUCGAGAUGCUGAACUGAAACUUGCGUUGGCUUCUGAGAACAAACUGCAUCCAGCUUUAUUUUCUGCUGAGGCCGAACAUAAGGUUCUGCAGCAUCUGACGGAUGCUCUUAUGUCUGUCACCUUCAAGCCCGAGGACUUGCAAUGCUCUUACUUCCGAUAUACUGCAAGGGAGCUUCUGUCAUGUGCAGUGAUGCGACCUGUCCUAAAUUUAGCUAGUCCGAGAUUUAUUAAUGAAAGAAUUGAAUCUGUAGUAAUCAAUAUGACCAAGGUUAAUAAAGGGGCUACUGCAGUUGAAGAAGCAUCUCACUUCAAAGAAGAAGGAUCGCCGGAUUCAUCUGACCCCUUCUCUUUAGAUCCUUCUGUUACUGGCGUUGAGCUUGUGCAGCUAAGAAAUGGCACCUCCAAAAAAACAAAGUCAUCUGCAGAAGAUAAUGCCAAUGAUAAAUUUUCAAAAGACCCAUUGCUUUCAAUAAAUGCUCAAUCAUCACGUUCAUGGAGCUCACUGCCUGCAAAGUCCCAAACUAGUGAUGAUCUGGCUAUUCAACGCCAUCGCUCAGGAGGAGAGUGGGGUGAGAUUUUAGAUCAAUUCUCUCGCAGAAAGACUGAAGCCCUUGCUCCCGAACAUUUUGAUAACUUGUGGACAAAGGGGAAAAAUUAUAAGAAUAGGGUAGAAGAGAAUCAAUUGAAUAAGCAGUUGCCACAGAAUUCUGUGGCAGAAAAAUCUCUAAUGGUGAGUCCUGUAAAGGCUUUAUCUAGACCAAAAGAAAAGGAGACUACUUGUAAGCUUAAUCCAUCCAAGGACAUCAAUGUUGAUUCUAGACACAACACUCAGUACAGCGUAGAAAACCCAAUAUUUCAGGCUGACAUGAAUGGAUCAACAUGCCCUUCUUUAACAUCAUAUCAAAAUGACGGGCAUGAAUACAUGCAUUUGCAGACGGUUGAUUCAGGUAGCACUACUUCUUAUGACUCUGAAGAUGAUGAAACUAUAACUGGUCUUGAUUCCCCUGUAACUAAAGUUUGGAAUGGAAAGAGUAACAGAAAUCAGGCGGUUUCUCAUAUUCAUCACCCACUUGAAAAUUUUGAUGGUCGUACCACCAAGAAAAUGAAUAAGAGGCAUUCUCACUAUCAGAGACCACUGAAAACUCGAUCUGGCUGGAAAAGGUCUAGGCCAAGUGGUCAUAACACACAUACUUGGCAGGAAGUAGAGAGAACCAGCAUUUUAUUUGGUGAUGGACAAGAUAUACUUAGUUCUAUGAAUAAACAUGCAAGCUCUGAAGACUCUAGUGAUGAGGCUGAUCCUGAAAAUUUAGGUAGAAUAUACAGUGGAGCAGCUGCUUCUUCUUCUGCAUCCUUCAUUUCUAAAUCAGAAGCUUCUGUUAAUUCCCUGAAAAGUUCCUUGGCGACAGAUUCCUUUUUUAAGUUGAGAUGUGAGGUCUUAGGUGCAAACAUUGUGAAGAGUGACUCAAGAACAUUUGCUGUUUAUUCCAUAUCUGUUACAGAUGUAAAUAAUAACAGUUGGUCAAUUAAAAGAAGGUUUCGUCAUUUUGAGGAGCUACAUAGGCGUUUGAAAGAGUUUCCUGAAUAUGAUCUUCAUUUGCCUCCAAAGCAUUUCUUGUCAACAGGUUUGGAUGUGCCUAUCAUUCAAGAGCGAUGUAUAUUGCUGGACAAAUAUCUAAAGAACCUCAUGCAGCUUCCAACAGUUUCAGGAUCAAUUGAAGUAUGGGACUUUCUCAGUGUUGAUUCGCAGACUUACCUAUUCACGAAUUCAUUUUCUAUCAUUGAAACAUUGUCAGUUGACCUGAAAGGCAAGCCAUCUGAAAAGACUGGAAGAGCUUCUAAUUUGUCCACAUCUGCGAGUGGCCCCUUGCUCUCAAGGAGAGAAAACCAUAACACAGACAAUAAGGAUGCUGCUUUGCGAGGAAGAAAUAAUCACAUGGCCGAUGGACUAAGGUCAAAAGAAAAUUCUAGCAUUAGUGCAGAUAUUAAAGCAUCAAAGAAUGCACCAUCUCCGAAGAACUUACCAAAUACAGUGAAAGGAAGCAAGCCUAAUGGUUCAGACAAGGAACAUAAUUCACCCCAUAAUACUUCAUCUGAUGCUAUUCCUACCGAGUGGGUUCCACCAAAUUUGAGUGUACCCAUAUUGGAUCUGGUUGAUGUUAUCUUCCAGGUUCAAGAUGGUGGCUGGAUUAGGCGGAAGGCUUUUUGGGUAGCCAAACAGAUUCUUCAAUUAGGAAUGGGUGAUGCCUUUGAUGAUUGGUUGAUAGAGAAAAUCCAGCUUCUGCGUAAGGGAUCUGUGGUUGCUUCUGGGAUCAGCCGAAUUGAACAUAUACUCUGGCCUGAUGGAAUAUUCUUAACCAAGCAUCCGAAACGAAGGCCGCCACCUCCAAGCUCGUCUCAGAAUUUACCUCCUGGCCAACAAUCUCCAGCAGCAUCUUCUCCUAGGUUGGACGAUGAACAGCAAGAGGAGGCAGAUCGACGUGCAAAGUUUGUGUAUUCACUAAUGAUAGAUCAUGCACCAUUAACAAUUGUUGGUCUUGUUGGUCGCAAGGAGUAUGAACAGUGUGCUCGGGAUCUCUAUUUUUUUCUACAGUCAUCUGUGUGCUUGAAGCAGCUGGCUUAUGACCUUCUCGAGUUACUUAUAUUAUCGGCAUUUCCAGAACUAGACUACGCCUUCAAGCAGCUUCAUGAAGAAAAACACAAAUUUGGUGAGUUUAAAUCUAAGUGAAGAUGAUUACUUCCAAUUUAGCUCCUGAGAAACAUUUUGAUGGAUGCUUGGUUUUCGUAUUGCUUACGUUCUGGUUGCCCCAUUUAUCGCCGCAACCUGCCAUGCCAUCCAUUGAUUUUUGCUCGCAGCGCAACUAUUUUUGUAAAUUCUGAUAGCAAUGCUAUUAUUUCAUCUUUA